Molecule: messenger RNA, 426 nt
Organism: Lotus japonicus
Lineage: Eukaryota; Viridiplantae; Streptophyta; Magnoliopsida; Fabales; Fabaceae
Exons: 2
Coding region: 1-426 (141 amino acids)
Source: RefSeq, a predicted model, not a curated record
AUGGCUCUCAAAGUUGAUGAUUUGUCCAAAAUUGAUGCUUCUAAAGAAACUUGGGAUGUAGUUGUGAAGGUCCUUCGAUUGUGGUUAACUCCUAGCUACUCAGGGUCUAAGCUUCCUUCAUCUUUGGAAAUGGUUUUGAUGGACUCGAAUGGCUGUAAAAUUUAUGCAUCUAUCAGACGAACAUUGGUAUAUCGUUUCCAAAACCAGAUAACUGAGGGUCGUGUUUAUCAAAUAUCUUUCUUUGGUGUUUGCGAGAAUGGAGGCGAAUUCUGGACAACCUCUCAUUCAUACAAGAUCAAUUUCCAAAUGCAUUCCAGUGUCAGGCUCAUGUCUUCAACCUCUAUCACCGGAAACCCAUUUUCUUUCAUGUCAUUGUCUGAUGUAGUAUUCAAAGAACCUGAUACCUCAUUCCUUAUAGGUAUUUGA